Dryobates pubescens (Downy woodpecker) is the source of this 848-nucleotide messenger RNA. Its product is annotated as histone H2A.V. NCBI's taxonomy places the organism in Eukaryota, Metazoa, Chordata, Aves, Piciformes, Picidae. The transcript is spliced from 5 exons. Gene Ontology annotation, cellular component: nucleosome. Bases 26 to 553 code for a protein of 175 amino acids. Gene Ontology annotation, molecular function: protein heterodimerization activity; DNA binding; structural constituent of chromatin. The record is from RefSeq and is a predicted model, not a curated record.
UAGCUGUGUGAUUGGUGGCCGCGGCAUGUUCAAACUAGCAUGGGAACUGUUGAUUGGCUGGAGGUGGCCGCGGCAGGCCGGGCUCCCUCCUCGCGCUCGGGCGGGUUAUUGUCUGGAGGCUCCUGAGGCGGCUCCAGCGCGGACGUGGGACCGGAGCGGCGACACCAUGGCUGGUGGCAAGGCGGGAAAGGACAGCGGGAAGGCCAAGGCGAAGGCUGUGUCACGCUCCCAGAGAGCUGGGCUGCAGUUCCCCGUGGGGCGCAUCCACCGGCACCUCAAGACUCGCACGACCAGCCACGGGCGAGUGGGCGCCACCGCCGCCGUCUACAGCGCGGCCAUCCUGGAGUACCUCACUGCUGAGGUGCUGGAGCUGGCGGGAAAUGCAUCGAAAGACCUGAAAGUCAAGCGGAUCACUCCCCGCCACUUGCAGCUGGCCAUCCGUGGGGAUGAGGAGCUGGAUUCCCUGAUCAAAGCCACCAUUGCUGGAGGAGGUGUCAUCCCCCACAUCCACAAGUCUCUGAUCGGAAAGAAGGGACAACAGAAGACAGCGUAAGGAGGGGAGGAUGCGCAGCGGCCUGCUCCCUCCUGCCGCCGGCACUGACCUGGGACAGCAGAAACCUUGGGAAUCCCUGGGAUUUGGUUUUUUUAAGGCAUAGUUGACAGGAGGAGCAUAGACAACUGACUGUAGAGAGGAGGAGGCGGGGUGCAGGCUGUGUAGAGUGGAGGGGGGCCGCGCAGGUGUACCUGUGAGGGUGGUGGGCAGGGGCAGGGACAGGGGAGGGUCUUGGCUGCUCCCUGGGGUUUUAUACAAAUGUGGGCUGGAUAAACCAUUUUUUACAGAAAAAAUC